GCGGGAGCGGAGGGGGCGGCAGUGCCCGUCGCUGUCGCGGGCGGGUGUUGGAGGCAGGGGACGCCGGCGCGCGGACCGACUGACUUAGUGACCGACCGCCGGAGGCACACCCCGGUCCACCCUACCCUGCCUCGCCCUCUUCCCAGCGCUGGCGCCGCCUCCGCCUGCUACUCCUCGGCCACCCCUUCCUUCUCCACUUCUUUUCCGCCUCCGCCUCCUCGUGGCCCCCGCGGCGCCAGUGCCUUCCCCUGGCCCGGGCGGGGCGCCUCGGCUCCCUGCUGAGCUCUCCGUAGAGUCAGGGGGGACGUUUCGUCCUUGCGGAGAAACAGCCCCUGAGCUGGGCGCGAGGUGCCGAGGGAGCUCCUGCCCCGAGGACCGGGGGAUGCGAAGGGAUUCCUCCCUGCGGGUCUCCUUCUCAGUCAUUUUGAGUCUGGCCUAAAAGAAGACUGAGGUUAUGAAGUCGAUCCUAGAUGGCCUUGCAGACACGACCUUCCGCACCAUCACAACAGACCUCCUCUACGUGGGCUCGAAUGACAUUCAGUACGAAGACAUCAAAGGCGACAUGGCAUCCAAAUUAGGGUACUUCCCACAGAAAUUUCCUUUAACUUCCUUUCGGGGAAGUCCCUUCCAAGAAAAGAUGACUGCAGGAGACAACCCCCAGCUGGUCCCAGCAGACCAGGUGAACAUUACAGAAUUUUACAACAAGUCUCUGUCGUCCUACAAGGAGAACGAGGAGAACAUCCAGUGUGGGGAGAACUUCAUGGACAUGGAGUGCUUCAUGAUUCUGAACCCCAGCCAGCAGCUGGCCAUCGCUGUGCUGUCCCUCACGCUGGGCACCUUCACGGUCCUGGAGAACCUGCUGGUGUUGUGUGUCAUCCUCCACUCCCGCAGCCUCCGCUGCAGGCCUUCUUACCACUUCAUCGGCAGCCUGGCGGUGGCAGACCUCCUGGGGAGUGUCAUUUUUGUCUACAGCUUUGUUGACUUCCACGUGUUCCACCGCAAAGACAGCCCCAACGUGUUUCUGUUCAAACUGGGUGGGGUCACAGCCUCCUUCACUGCCUCCGUGGGCAGCCUGUUCCUCACUGCCAUCGACAGGUACAUAUCUAUUCACAGGCCCCUGGCCUAUAAAAGGAUUGUCACCAGGCCCAAGGCUGUGGUGGCAUUUUGCCUCAUGUGGACCAUAGCCAUUGUGAUCGCUGUGCUGCCCCUCCUGGGCUGGAACUGCAAGAAACUGCAAUCCGUUUGCUCAGACAUUUUUCCGCUCAUUGACGAAACCUACCUGAUGUUCUGGAUUGGGGUGACCAGUGUGCUGCUGCUGUUCAUAGUGUACGCAUACAUGUACAUUCUCUGGAAGGCUCAUAGCCACGCAGUGCGCAUGAUUCAGCGCGGCACCCAGAAGAGCAUCAUCAUCCACACAUCAGAGGAUGGCAAGGUACAGGUGACUCGGCCGGACCAAGCCCGUAUGGACAUUAGGCUGGCCAAGACGCUGGUCCUGAUUCUGGUGGUGCUGAUCAUCUGCUGGGGCCCUCUGCUUGCCAUCAUGGUAUACGAUGUCUUUGGGAAGAUGAACAAGCUCAUUAAGACGGUGUUUGCAUUCUGCAGCAUGCUGUGCCUGCUGAACUCCACAGUGAACCCCAUCAUCUAUGCUCUGAGGAGCAAGGACCUGAGACACGCUUUCCGGAGCAUGUUCCCGUCGUGUGAAGGCACUGCACAGCCUCUGGAUAACAGCAUGGGGGACUCGGACUGCCUGCACAAACAUGCCAACAAUGCAGCCAGUGUCCACAGGGCUGCGGAAAGCUGCAUCAAGAGCACGGUCAAGAUUGCCAAGGUCACCAUGUCUGUGUCCACAGACACGUCUGCCGAGGCUCUGUGAGCCUGACGCCUCCCUGGCAACACAGGAAAAGAAAAGGUUUUUUUUUUUUUUAAAGCAAAAUCUAGAAGAGUCUGUCGUCUCAUCGGUUAUAUUUUUUUAAGUUUACCAUGCUCAGUUCAAAAGUGAUUGUCACUAUGCUCAUUCAUCAGUUCGCUAAUGUCUCAGUAGUUUAGGUGCUCAAACUCCAUUCUCCAGGGGUUUAUGGUGAAGAAAUCCUGUUGCUUAAGUGACUGAUGGUCCUUCAAGUCUCAAUGAAAUAGAUGGGAAGCCUUUGACUACACAAUUUGAAGUCUAAGUACCCAUAGAAAAAUGUCAUCAAUUGAGUAAUGCCUUUGUAACUACCACUUUCAUUAAAAUGUGAAAUGUACCUGUCUGUAGUAUCAAAAAUGUCCAUUUUUACAAGUUAUAAUACUGGAGAUAUUUUGUAAAAAUGUAUUGUGUCCUGUGAGAUGCGUAUCAGUGUUUGCUAUGUGUUAUUUAUAUUUGUCCAGUUCAGCAAAACUGAAAGGGAACAUUUUAUGAGAACAAUGGAGCACAAGCAGUGUAUAUGUGCCAAUGAGAUCACUUUCUUUUUUAAUAUUAUUGCCCGUGGUAUAACUUUAGAAACCUUAAUAUAUCUUCAGAUAUCUCUAUUUAAAUUUGACAUGGAAAUAACCAUAAAGGUUUAUUUUCCUCUUAACACAACAAGAAGAAUUUGAAGACUGUUCAAAAUAUUGAGCAGAAUUUAUUGACACUUAAAAAUUUGUUAGCCCUGCGUUUUCAUAGGAGGACAUUUAUUAUCUUCUGGACCGUAGCUGUUCUGUUGGGUAAUGGCUUAUAAUCAGAACGGAAGAGAGAAAGCGUAUUGACUUUUUUGAGCGGCAUCUCUGACUUUCUUUAGUCUUUAGCUAUUACAGGACCUCUUAAGACAGCAUGUGUCAAUCUUAAUGUAUAUUGUUAUCACUGUGCAGUUGCUGUUUACUUGAAGAGCAUUGCAUUCUUAUACUCCAGGUUUAAGUAGAUUUCAUGUCUGGGUGGCCAAAGUAGUCUUCAUUUUUUUUUAAUUGAAAAGAAGUAUUGUCUGGAUCAGUAAAAUUAUACUGUGUGUGAGUGUGAAUAUAAAUGUGUGUAUGUGUGUGUUUCUAUCCUGUAACUGUUACAGUAAUGUCAUAAAGUGAGAAAACUGUGACCAAGUGUAAACUGUACCACUUGCUGCACUCUUGCACAUGAAUUCAGUUUCUAAAAUUGAGUUCUUCCAGAAAUCUUUUGAUAAAAAUACUAUGACCAUUAUGAAAGUCCCACCUCCUCUCCUUGAGAGAUUGGGUCAACUAUUAUGAAAUUGCCCUUUAGGUACUACAUAAGACCAGUGUUCGGCAAGGAAUAAUCAGUGACAGACAUUCAACUGAAGGUUUGUAUUUACUGUUAUUUUUGGGAAAUGAGAAUGUUUUGUUUUCUGACCACCUAAUAUUGAUCAAGUCCAUGGACAUAUAAGUCAUUAAACAGAGGAUGUUUCUAAAAAAAACCCAAACAGUAACGUUUUUCAAUUGUGUGUACAGGUAGUAUGAUCCCAGUUUAAGGAGCACUAUACUAAUCUAGGACUACCGAGUCUGGCCCAUGUGGCUAAGGAGGCUGAAUGAGUGGGUGGGACAGAAAAGGGCAAUGAAGAGCUGACACACUUGGAAUUCAGGCCUGGAUGACAUUGCUGCUCCUGUACCUCGCCCGGAUGCCCUUCAUGACAGUCUAGCACCUGGCUUUGUCUGGGUAGGUUUGGGGUAAGGAAUAGACCUCACCUCCGCUCGUGGUUAGCAAGAUAUGCUAAAGCGUAAAGAUGAGCACAGCUCUCUUUCUUCCUUGCGCCAGUCUCAUGCUCCUUAAUGGUACCACGAGUGCUCAGAAUUGGGCCCUUUUCCAGUAAGAAAUGAUAUUGCUUAAGAAGCCACUUGACCCUGACAAAUUUUACUUACAGUCUCUUCUGAUGCAGAUAAAGCAUGACUCCUGCAGGGCCCUGGGGCCUGCAUAGCAUGAAGUGAAGUGGAAAGCCAGUGUCUAUCUGGUAAUUCUUAGUUCUAGAGAUACCCGAGCAGCCGGUUCCCCUUCUUGCAGUUUACGGUCUAAGGUGGAAUGUGGCCUGUGAACCAAGCUGGGAUACUUUCAAUUGUCUCUCCAUACAGCUCAAAUCUGCCUGCUAGAUCCCUCCCCUUACCUCUCUGUGAUAUGUGGAUGAGGGCUCAGGGUAUGAGAAGAUUAAUAAAAAUCCCUGUGGAAGGAGAGAAGAUUAUUUAUGAAAAACUCACCAGGGUCUAGUUUCCGUCUAAGAAUUGCCAUUCUUUUGUCCUGUAUCAUCCCAAAUAUGAAUCCACAUGUCUCAGAGUUCACCAGACAGUACCAACCCUCUUCUCACAGCUAUCAAGACCCUGUGGAGAUGAAAUUUUUGUUAUAGGAAGAAAAAUUCCAGGAUUCCUUUUUGAAACUGUAUUUGUGCAUAUGCAAUAUAGAUUUUAUAGUGUGUUGUAUUUUCAAGAUCUAAAUUAUAUAUAACAAAUUAAGGGACAAUGGGGCUGACAGCACUAAACUUGGUGCUUAUUGAUAUUCUAAGAAAUAUCUGUGAAAUAUCAUGUAUGCGUUAUACUACCUUAAUUGAGUUGGAUUCAUUUUGGCAAUUUUGUAUCAUUUCCUAACCUAAGUGACUAAAAUGUUCUCCCCAAUGAAUAUACUCAUUAGAAUUACCAUUCAAUAGUAUCAUUCAUUAAUUAGUCCCUUAAUUAGAUCCAUUAAUUUAAAAAUGACUUAAAUUUAAGUAAGUUUUAUUGGGUCUGACGUGAGAGUUCUCUCUUUUCCUCUGUGGAUAUGACUUAUGACCAAUAAAUCAUUAGUCAUGACCAUGCAUUUCAACACCACAUGUCUUCAGAAAGGGCCAAAUUCCCAACCUGCUCAGUUUCUUCAGAGUGAUGAUGAAUCAGUCCUAGACUAACAGUUUCUUUCAGACGAGCUAGGCUGUCUCCACGAACCCCUGAUUCUUCAUUACAUAUAGAAUAUAUGUAAAAGAAAUGUGGAUCUGGGAGAAGCUGCAGACAUUUGCCUACACUUAAGGUGAUUCCCAAACCUCCUGUAACUUUUGAGUCAGGACUGUCUGGCAUUAAAUAUCCAAGAAUUGUUGCUGCCUACACCCAGCCUGCAGGAAAUAGGCCUGACCACAGAUGAGAAUAAGGCCCUGGAUGAGUAGCACUCAAGUUACUGUCCUGUCGAUUAAUUUCUGCCAUUCCAUGUGCAUAAAAGAGACUACUAAUAUCAUGCGCAAAAUUAGAUUUCUCACACUCCAACUGUAUAUUUGUAUGAUAUUUAAAAAUCUCCUAAAUGCUGGGCAAUGGCUAUUAACAAUUGUCUUGCACUGGUCUUCUGAUGAAAUGUUAACAAUGCCUAUUGUAAUAUAGACAAAACAUUCUGUCUACUGAUUUGGGCUGAAUGUAUGUAAAUAGGUUUUUUAAAAGUCAGAUAUUUAAGCAGUGGCCUACAAAUCAGUAAUUUUCAGAUUGGAGAGUUUCUUUACAUUGCUGUGGCAUCCUAAAAGCUAUCUUCAUGUAAACUUAUUGUACUAGGCCUACUGGGGAUCAGAGUUCCCAAAAAAGGAAAACUUUUCUUGUAAUAAUAUGAAUCAAGAUGCCAGAUUAUCUGGAUUCUUAUUUCCAGUGUUUCAAGUGGAAAACAUAACUCUUAUUGUCUGUAAAUCUAACAUUAUUGCUUUUCCUCUUAGACAAAUAUUGUAUUGUUAGAUGUUUGUUGAGCUGGUAACAUCUUUGCAACCACCGCAAUAUCCUCAUCAGUAAUCUGUAUAAUACUUUGUAUGCAAGUAUCAGUAAGAUUGUUAUUAAAUGUAGCUUUAGUCAUUAAAUUACUAUAGCAAAGUAGUAUUUGUGUAAUAUUUACAGUGUAUUAAGCCCACAGUAUAUUUUAUUUCAACGAUGUAAUUAAACUGUUAUUUAUUCAAAGACAAAACAUUUCAUCAUGUCUAUUGUCUAGAGUUACCUAGAAUCAAAUAAAAAUUCUAGAUUAUCAUGAAGAAUAUAAAAUGCCUUUGAAUUCUGCCUUAUGUCACAGUCUGAUGGCAAAACACUUGGGACUUAAUUUCUGAAAGAUUGCUGAACAACUAAUUUCUUCCCUCCAAAGCACUUAUGACUUUAUUUGAAAAAUAGGGACAGAUUGGAUUAAUGUAAAAGCCAUCAUUUACACAAUAAAGCAGAAAAGCGUG
This is a messenger RNA of Galeopterus variegatus (Sunda flying lemur), 6098 nucleotides long. It is a transcript of the gene CNR1, whose product is annotated as cannabinoid receptor 1 (brain). Gene Ontology annotation, molecular function: cannabinoid receptor activity. The transcript is spliced from 2 exons. Bases 455 to 1873 code for a protein of 472 amino acids. The record is from RefSeq and is a predicted model, not a curated record. Gene Ontology annotation, cellular component: membrane. NCBI's taxonomy places the organism in Eukaryota, Metazoa, Chordata, Mammalia, Dermoptera, Cynocephalidae. Gene Ontology annotation, biological process: G protein-coupled receptor signaling pathway.